Aphanomyces astaci is the source of this 865-nucleotide messenger RNA. RefSeq lists its product as hypothetical. The annotation marks the transcript as partial. The record is from RefSeq and is a predicted model, not a curated record. The transcript has a single exon. NCBI's taxonomy places the organism in Eukaryota, Oomycota, Saprolegniomycetes, Saprolegniales, Verrucalvaceae.
UCACCCAGCACUACCCAGCCAUCCUCGACUACCCACAAGCCAACAAAACCAGUACAGCCAACGUUCACACCACCUACCACCACGAAGCCUACGUCUGCCACACCUGCGCCUGCUACGACUAAACCGACCACGUCAUCGCUUGCACCUACUACGACCAAAUCUGUAUCGUCAACUCCUGCACCUGCCACCACUAAGCCUACGUCGUCAACUCCAUCACCCAGCACUACCCAGCCAUCUUCGACUACCCACAAGCCAACAAAACCAGUACAGCCAACGUUCACACCACCUACCACCACGAAGCCUACGUCUGCCACACCUGCGCCUGCUACGACUAAACCGACCACGUCAUCGCUUGCACCUACUACGACCAAAUCUGCAUCCUCAACUCCCGCACCUGCCACCACUAAGCCUACGUCGUCAACUACAUCACCCAGCACCACCCAGCCAAUCUCCUCGUCCCCCAAGCCUCCCACCACCAAGCCAGUUGCCUCAACUCCUGCACCCAGUACUCCCAAACUUGGCACUACUACGGCAGCACCAUACAACCCCUACACCACCAUCAAGCCAGUUACUCCUGCACCUAGUACCACGUCCGCCCCUCUGUCGCAGUUAGCCACGUGCCGCUGCACUACCGGCGACUGCCCUGCCUCUGGCGUGUGCUCCAAUUGUGCAGUUGCGUUGGGGUAUGGCACUACCUCGUGCCUGGUUGGGUGGACAGAAGCCAACUGCCGCACACAACAAGCUGGACCAGUGUACACGUGGUGCGGCCCGUCGUCGGUGUAAUCCCUUGUUUGCAUAUACAUACAGACAGUACUACUACUGUGCAUGUCCUUGAUAAUCAAUUUUGUUUUCAUGGUAUUCCCAA